Molecule: messenger RNA, 578 nt
Organism: Durusdinium trenchii
Lineage: Eukaryota; Dinophyceae; Suessiales; Symbiodiniaceae
Source: the annotation of a GenBank genome assembly
AGCUCCUUUGGCUCUUCAAAGCUUCACAAACCAUGACUCGGCUUGCUGUAGCAGCUGGUGUGGCGACGGUGGCUGCGUUUGCAGCCGGAGCGGCCUUUGUUGUUGCACCAACUCGGGCUCCAACACCCACCACGCCACUUGCUUCCGGAGUGAGUGGAUCUGCUGCUACGCAGUCUGCCAGCUGGGGCUUGGCUGCUGCAGGCCUUGCACUGGGUGCCCAUGUGGGCCUUGCCGCAGCUUGGCGCGCGAGAGCGUCGACUGCAGCCCGAGCAGAGGGCGGAGGCAAGCCCUAUGUGGAGACACCUGCCGAUGAGCGCCUGUUUGAGCAGGACGCGAGACAUAGCAUCUAUAUUCUAUAUUAGACUUCUUGUUACAACAUCCUUGCUUUACUGAGAACCAUUGGAGGGGCAUUCUGAGUUUGUGCAUAUUGAGACGCCUUGCAAUGUAUGAGAGGUCUACUUGCAGUACACUUCCGAGUACAUGAAGGGCCCAAUGUACUGGCACCCUGACAAGAUGCAGGGAUUUGCCCCAGACUAUCCUGGACGUCCCAUUGUGAAGAACGGCAAGUACACUAGCAA